Messenger RNA from Salvelinus fontinalis (brook trout), 2338 nucleotides. Its product is annotated as casein kinase I-like. Lineage: Eukaryota; Metazoa; Chordata; Actinopteri; Salmoniformes; Salmonidae. Gene Ontology annotation, biological process: signal transduction; endocytosis; peptidyl-serine phosphorylation. Gene Ontology annotation, molecular function: protein serine/threonine kinase activity; ATP binding. The transcript has 9 exons. Gene Ontology annotation, cellular component: nucleus; cytoplasm. The record is from RefSeq and is a predicted model, not a curated record. The coding region runs from base 472 to 1695 and encodes 407 amino acids.
ACGACACCGACGUACAACAGAUUGCUGAACAGCGAGAAGUCGCAAAUUGGCUACAUGGAAAAAGCCAGACGCAGAGACAGUGGUGAAAGAACAUAGCAAAAUACAAGGGCAACGUUUUCAAAAUCUAUCUUCAUCUUCGGAAAAGCAAGUCGGGAUGAUAUCGAAAAUAGCAAGAGCAUAAACUACACACGUUAACCUUCAAAACAAACCCAGUAUUAUGAUUUUAUGACGUUAGGAUUGUUUUAAAACGAGAGGUGAAAGAUAGCUUGUUGGAUUGUAGCUAGGGACAGUGUUACUAUAUCCGGAUAGAUAGAGAGACUACGGGAAGCAGAAAGAAGAGAGAGAAAAAUAAACCGUUUCUGGAAAUAAUUUUGUCUUUAAAAAAAUAUUUGGACUAAAACUUUCUUGGGCUUUUGCCUGAAACAUUUUUUGUGGAUUUUGAGCUAGCUUGCUAGCUAUAAAUUGUCAAUCAUGGAAUUGAGAGUGGGAAACCGAUACAGACUGGGCAGAAAAAUUGGAAGUGGUUCGUUUGGAGAUAUUUAUUUGGGUACUGAUAUCUCGGUAGGAGAGGAGGUGGCCAUAAAGCUAGAAUGUGUGAAGACCAAACACCCGCAGCUCCACAUCGAGAGCAAGAUCUACAAGAUGAUGCAGGGAGGAGUGGGUAUCCCAACGAUAAAGUGGUGUGGGGCGGAGGGCGACUACAACGUGAUGGUGAUGGAGCUGUUAGGACCUAGUCUGGAAGACCUGUUCAACUUCUGCUCCCGCAAGUUCUCCCUGAAGACUGUCCUGCUGCUGGCUGACCAGAUGAUCAGCCGUAUAGAGUACAUCCACUCUAAGAACUUCAUCCACAGAGACGUGAAGCCAGACAACUUCCUGAUGGGCCUGGGCAAGAAGGGUAACCUGGUGUACAUCAUCGACUUUGGCCUGGCCAAGAAGUACCGCGACGCCCGCACACACCAGCACAUCCCCUACCGCGAGAACAAGAACCUGACCGGCACCGCCCGCUACGCAUCCAUCAACACACACCUGGGAAUCGAGCAGUCUCGUCGUGAUGACCUGGAGUCUCUUGGCUAUGUCCUGAUGUACUUCAACCUGGGCAGUCUGCCCUGGCAGGGCCUGAAGGCUGCCACUAAGAGACAGAAGUACGAACGCAUCAGUGAGAAGAAGAUGUCUACCCCCAUCGAGGUCCUCUGUAAGGGAUACCCAUCGGAGUUUGCCACGUACCUGAACUUCUGCCGUUCUCUGCGGUUCGAUGACAAGCCAGACUACUCGUACCUCAGACAGCUGUUCAGGAACCUGUUCCACAGACAGGGCUUCUCCUACGACUACGUCUUCGACUGGAACAUGCUCAAGUUUGGCGCCAACAGGGCAGCGGAGGAUGCAGAGAGGGAGAGGAGAGCCGGUGAGGACAGACUGAGACAGGGACAGGCCAGGGCCCCUGCAGGGGCCAGAGGGAUCCCCUCGGCCUCCGGACGACCCAGAGGAGCACAGGACGCAGCCGCACCCACACCCCUUACACCCACCUCACACACAGGUAUGGAGCGGGAGAGGAAGGUCAGCAUGCGUCUUCAUCGUGGAGCUCCUGUCAACAUCUCCUCCUCAGACCUGACUGGACGACAGGACUCACGCAUGUCCACCUCACAGGCUCUCUCUCGUGUCACCCCCAGUGGCCUCCAGUCAGCAGCCCCUCGAUGAGUCCCUCUGUCCCCCAUCACCACCACCAUCACCCUGGAGGGUUAAACCAUGCACGGCCCUAACCAUACCACACACCAACACACACUUCAAUACCUGUAGGACGCUUACUGAAACAACCAGUCAACCCAUCAGAUGCCUGGACUCUUACACAAUCAACCAAUCAAAAGGCAGGACAAGGACCUCUUCAUCCGCUCUCAACUCCAUCCAUCCAACCAGCCAAUCAAAACACACAGACUGAUGCUCUGCCUCUUUGACAUCAACUGAUCUCUGCUAAGUAACACGCUUAUGCUGUUGUAACAGGGUGGACGACUCACACUCACACUCACACACACAGACACAGACACUCACACUCACACUCACACACACGACUCAGAGAGCGUUCAGCCGUGCUCUUGAUAUCACUUUGUCAGAGGACGUCUGGCUUUGGAGGAGAUGAGACGGGGAUGGAGGAGGAGAAACGAGAGGGGAAGGAGGGAUGUUGUUGCCCCUGGCACACCCAGAACAGUCACUGCCCCCCGCCCCCCCCCUGCUAUGUAAACCCUAGCGAGGACACUGACAUGGGGCACACAGACCUACUUAACGCCCCUUACACGCCUCAUCCUCCAUCGCUUCUCUCCAUCUCUCCUCCUCCAUCGCUUCUCUC